This is a messenger RNA of Suillus fuscotomentosus, 921 nucleotides long. RefSeq lists its product as uncharacterized. Lineage: Eukaryota; Fungi; Basidiomycota; Agaricomycetes; Boletales; Suillaceae. The coding region runs from base 328 to 600 and encodes 90 amino acids. The record is from RefSeq and is a predicted model, not a curated record. The transcript has 6 exons.
CACCUCAGGCAGCACUUCUCGGUGCCUAUAGAGACCCGGUUUCUAUGUGAUGGGAAACUAGUCUCUGAGACCCACCCUCCCACCAUCUAAUAAUAGUACAUGCUCUCGCAUUCCCUCGCAGGCCUCCAGCACCUCCUUAUGAGCCUCCAGGGCCCCUCCCAUGUAGGUAUUCAGGAUGCCUCCAAUGCUCCAAUUCUUCCAGACGCUACUUCCUCCACUAACACAAGUACCAUUCAACAUAUUUGUCAGCUUGGUAGUUUUGCAGUACACUAAUUGAUAUCCUGCGCAUCAUCUUGCACCCCUCUUGUACUUCCAUUGCAUCCAUUGAUGCAUCCUCUGUCACACCCUCUUGCACCUCUGUCGUACCUCUGUUUCACCCUCUUGCACCUCUGUCGCACCCUCUUGCACCUCCAUCUCAUCCUCUUGCACCUCCAUCUCAUCCUCUCGCAAUCCUCUUGCACAUCCACAAGCUCCACCCCAUCCUCUUGCGACCCUCUCGCAGCUCUGUUCUAUCCUGUUGCACCUCCAUCCCAUACUUUUGCACCCAAGAGAGUGCAGACUGGCGACGACACUCUUGACACCACAGAAGCUGUGCUAUAACUCGUUCUCCACCGCGCGGAUUGUAUCCCGAGCUCCCUACGCUACUCGAACUCAAGCUUAGUGGACCAUGAGCAAAACGAGGCACAGUUAGAUCAUAUUCAGAUAAAUUCAAACAUUCACAUUACUCGAUGUCUUCCUUCCUGCCUGUCUCGUCCAUCUCCUCUCCCUCAUUAUCCUCCCCACCUUCUUCCCUCUUCCUGCUCUCAUCCGUCGUCCGUAUUCGUCUAAGUCACGUCAGCAGUUGCUGACGUGCACUGGGUGUUUGCGGUGUUGGGAAUGGCGUGGUGGAGCUUGAAUAUCGAUUGCACAAAGACACAGUCC